This is a messenger RNA of Girardinichthys multiradiatus, 4297 nucleotides long. It is a transcript of the gene fbxl17, whose product is annotated as F-box and leucine-rich repeat protein 17. The transcript is spliced from 10 exons. Gene Ontology annotation, biological process: SCF-dependent proteasomal ubiquitin-dependent protein catabolic process. Gene Ontology annotation, molecular function: protein binding. The record is from RefSeq and is a predicted model, not a curated record. Gene Ontology annotation, cellular component: SCF ubiquitin ligase complex. Lineage: Eukaryota; Metazoa; Chordata; Actinopteri; Cyprinodontiformes; Goodeidae. The coding region runs from base 535 to 2280 and encodes 581 amino acids.
GUUUUGCACUAAUCUGUGGAGAGCAUUGAGUAUCAGUACUUUUAUCGGUAUUCUGUCGGUAUUUAGCUCUGGCAUGUAACGAGCAUGGUUAGAAUAUGCGGGAUAGAACUUUGCCCUCAUUAAUUACGAUUUCCAAAUCGCCCUCGUCGGCUUCCUUCGCUCUGCCCUCUUAGUGCGGAAGUGUUGUCCUGCAGAGCAGCAGCAGCAGAGGCAGAGCUGCAAACUGUUUGGAUAAACACCUCCUCGGGUCGCCUGCGGCUUCUCCGGCCUCUCCGUCUUUACCGUCGGGGCCGUCAGCGCUCACUUUGACCGCAUUUCGCUGAAUUAUUAUGCGCUCACCGUCCGGCGGAGUGUGGUGAGACCUGCUUCAUGCUGAAAGCUACAGCUAAGUUAGCAUCUGAUGAUGAAGAUGGAGCUGCUUAGCCUGCCAGAAAGCUCUUAGCUUCUGCCUUUUUUCUCUAAAUGAGUGAGAAACCUUGAGCUAAACUGGACGUAAACCCGCAGAGAGUUCAGGUGUUUCCUUGAGUCAUCUAUAUGGGCCAUUUUCUCUCAAAAAAUGGUCUACGCCUGAAGAAGAGGACACGCAAGUUACAUCACAGGAAAAAGAAGAGGAACUGUUUCCUUCAGGGGCCUUGCAUGCUCUGCUUCAUCGUCCACAACAACAGCAGUGGUCUCGACGACGACGGUGACCACCUGGAGACCCGUGUCGACGGGUGCCGUCACAACAGCUUCGCUGGAAUCAGCGUGCCGGGCGUGGGCGAAGUCGGCAUUGGAGCGGCGGCUGCCUCGAAGCUAGCUGAGCGAUACGCGGCUCUGGCCUCACCUGAGGACUGCUCUAAGUUUCUGCUGUCACAAAGAGAACUUGCUAUCUGGGACGGCCAGGGGAGGAGUCUUUUGUCAGCUGUUCCUGCCAAGCUGAUUCCACCACCGGUGCUUUUCCGGACGGCUGGUGUGUCUGUGACCUUGCCCAUACCUGUGCCUGUGCCCGGCUGCACCAGCGAAUACACAGAGAUGGUGUGCAAGAGGAAGUGCUCAGAGGUGCACAGGUGCAACCCGUGCAAGCAGCCUCGCUGUGCCUUUGCUGCUCCUGACGGAGGGCUGGAGCAUGGGGGGGUGGGAGGAGGAGGUGCAGGGGAUGCUGCUGCGGACUCUGAAACUGGUCACAGCCACCUUCCCAUCUGCCCCAUUCCCUCUUCCUCUUCCACCUCUGCUUCCUCUUCCUCCUCCACUGCCGACGGCUGCUGCGGGUUGGCUCUUCGGGCCGAAUCACCUAACAGUUCAGACUCGUCCCCUUGCUGCCUGCAUCAUUAUGACGACUGCCAGGCGAGAAGUUCUGAUGUUGCUGAGCACCUAAGUAUCAACCACCUGCCUUCCUCCAUCCUUCUUAAGGUGCUGUCUCACUUGACAGUGAAGGAGCGCUGUCUUUGUGCCUCUCUGGUUUGCAAGUAUUGGAGGGAUCUCUGCUUGGACUUUCAGUUCUGGAAGCAAAUCGACCUCAGUGGCUUACAACAAGUCAACGAUGAUCUUCUUGUAAAAAUAGCUUCUCGGAGGCAAAAUGUGACUGAGAUUAACAUCUCGGACUGCAGGGGGGUCCAUGAUUAUGGCGUGUCCUCUCUGGCCUCCCACUGUCCGGGCCUGCAGAAGUACACAGCUUACAGGUGCAAGCAGCUGGGCGAUAUCUCAGUGACAGCUUUAGCAACACACUGCCCUCUCCUGGUCAAGGUGCAUGUGGGAAACCAGGACAAACUUACUGAUGCAGCAUUGAAAAAGCUUGGAGCAAACUGCAGGGAGUUGAAGGACAUUCACCUGGGUCAAUGCUAUGGGAUCACUGAUGAAGGCAUGGUGGCGUUGGCUCGAGGAUGUCCAAAGCUGCAGAGACUUUACUUGCAAGAGAACAAAAUGGUCACAGAUCAGUCUGUGCGAGCAGCAGCGGAGCACUGUCCCGAGCUGCAGUUUGUCGGCUUCAUGGGAUGCCCCGUGACCUCUCAGGGUGUCAUCCAUCUCACUGCGCUGCAAAACCUGAGUGUCCUGGAUCUCCGGCACAUCUCCGAACUGAACAAUGAGACGGUGAUGGAAGUGGUGAGGAAGUGUCGGAAGCUCAGCUCCCUGAACCUGUGCCUCAACUGGAGCAUUAAUGACAGCUUUGAUAGCCAUAGGCCAGUACAGCAGUACCAUAGAGACAGUGGAUGCUGGCUGGUGCAAAGACAUCACAGACCAAGGAGCCACACAGAUCGCUCAGAGCAGCAAAUCCCUCCGAUACCUGGGCCUCAUGAGAUGUGACAAGGUGAACGAGGAGACCGUGGAGAGGCUGGUGGUCCAGUAUCCUCACAUUGUGUUCAGCACAGUGAUGCAAGACUGCAAGAGAACCCUGGAGAGAGCUUAUCAAAUGGGCUGGAGCCCCAACACGUCUAACUCUUCGUAGCUACCGCUGCUACCACUUAAGCACACAGUUUUACAUAACACAUCCAGUUCAGUUAUCUGAGCUUCUCAUUCACCGUUCAGUCAUGCAUGUUAAUAUGUAGCAACACACUCAGACAGAAAAAAAAUCAGUCCAUCAGAGACAUUUAAGGUAACUCUCUAUGUUAGUUUGGUAUAUUAAUGAUGAACAAUACUUCACCACAUUUAGGUUGUGAUCCGAAACUACUUUUAAAGAUGUAAUUUUGCAUUUUUCUGCCUCAUGUUAAGACCACAAAAUUUCUUUCUUAGAUUCUUCUCAUCACCUUAGUUGUAGAGUAGAUGUAAGGGUGCAAGUGGUUUAAUUAGUUUUAAAUAUAUAUCUAUAAAUAAUAACUGAAUGAAAGAGAAAUUCUUACAUCAAAGAUAUUUAGCCAUAGUUAGACCAGAGUCAUUUUAUUUGAGAAUAGGUUAGAGAAAGGUUUGUUUCCUAAGAUGGAACCACAAGAUUAGAGCUCUUGCCCAUAUCAGUCCAUCAAGAUGUGCGAUUCCUCCAAACUGCUCAACUCAGCUGCUGGAGCAGGAAGAACACAUGGAGAAAAUAUAUUUGUCUGUCAACUGACCGCUUAUGUUCACGGGUCAAACUCAACUGCCAUGGCUGCGGACCUUAUUUGAGGCAUUUUAAGAAAAUUGUCGGAGGGGCCUUUUCUCUCCAUUUGUAUAAUAGUUUUCUUCUCUUUGGACAUCAGCGCAGUAUUAAAUGUUUUUUUGAUUCAUUGGGACCGUUGACGAGCCUCCAUGUGAGAGACAAAGGAAUUCGUGAAAGGAAUAGUCAUUUUUAUGCCAUUAGAAGGUCAUUGUGUGUCAUUUAAGAGUGCAUAUUUUUGUUUUUCAAAUCUUUGUUUCAGAGUGUUAGUGAUGUGAAUGAAAAACUGAGAUCUGUGUGACUUUGGGCUCUAUGCUGCGUUAUUUGCAGUGCAAAGAAUAAUUAUGACUGAGCAUCACAUACUCAUUUUGGUAUGAAAUUUAACAUUGCUUGAAGUAGAGGUUGCCUUUUUCCACAAAAAACAAAAACAAACCCUCCGGGUAAUAUCAUCAGAAUAUAACCAGCAGAAAAAGUGAAGCAGUUGUUAAUUACCAUCAGAUUAACGACCUGAAUUUCACUUUACUGAACUGUUUAUUUAAUGUGAGUUUAUAUGAAAGUAUAUUUGAUCUCAUAUAAACUGAAUAGGAUUUAUUUAGCCUACUAUUAGUUUUGAUUGUAUCCUUGUUAGCACUAGCUCUGUAAUGCAGUGAGCAAUUUACAUUUAUUUAGCCAAACACGUCGUAAACUCGUGUGUUUGCACUUCACAAAUAAAUCGGGACUCUUUGGACACAAGUUUAUGAGAAUCUUAUUGUGUGAUUUAUGUUUGUAUUUUAAAGAACUGAUUCUUGGGAUUUUAUAAUUCACAGGACUUACUGUUACAAAAUUUAGGGCUCAAAACAAUUGGAAUAGACUGGAUUGGAACGUAGAUUGGGGAAGAGACUAGAAAUAGAUUUUACUUACAUCUCAACCAUAACCAGUGAGAGCAACAGUAUAUUAAACCUCAGUCAAGAAAGUUAUGUUAAAACAAAUGGAACUUGGUGGAUGAGAAUUGAUCAUAUUUCAAGUAUUCAGUAGAAUCUCAGUACUGUACAGUUUAAUAGUCAAAGAAUCAGCUCAUUUAAACAUUGUUGGGAUUUAUUAAUGUUACCCAAAGGAAAAUUUGUCCUUGGGCCAUGUUUUUGAUCUUUUUAUUCUUUUUGUAAUCCCUGUAGGCAUUUCAUACUCUGCAAGAUGUUGAAAAAACUAAUUCCUGAAUUGCAAAGGCAACCAUAAAUGACUGGAUUUACAUAUUGAUAAAUAAAAACACUACAACUUCAA